AUGGCCACCUCCCCGCAGAAGUCGCCCUCUAGCCCCAAGUCCCCCACUCCCAAGUCGCCCCCUUCCAGAAAGAAAGAUGACUCCUUCCUGGGGAAACUCGGAGGGACUCUGGUCAGAAGAGAGAAGUCAGAGGAGGUUUCAGAGCUUCAGGAGGAAGGGAUGAACGCCAUCAACCUGCCCCUCAGUCCAAUUCCCUUCGAGCUGGACCCUGAGGACACGAUGCUUGAGGAGAAUGAAGUUCGAACGAUGGUGGAUCCAAACUCACGCAGUGACCCCAAACUGCAAGAGCUGAUGAAGGUAUUAAUUGACUGGAUUAAUGAUGUGCUGGUUGGAGAAAGAAUCAUUGUGAAAGACCUGGCUGAAGAUUUAUAUGAUGGACAAGUACUGCAGAAGCUUUUUGAGAAACUUGAGAGCGAGAAGCUGAACGUUGCUGAGGUCACCCAGUCGGAGAUUGCUCAGAAGCAAAAACUGCAAACUGUUCUGGAGAAGAUCAAUGAAACUCUGAAACUGCCUCCCAGGAGCAUCAAGUGGAAUGUGGACUCUGUUCAUGCCAAGAGCCUGGUAGCCAUCUUGCAUCUGCUAGUUGCUCUGUCCCAGUAUUUCCGGGCACCAAUCCGACUGCCAGACCAUGUUUCCAUCCAAGUGGUUGUGGUUCAGAAACGAGAAGGAAUCCUCCAGUCUCGGCAAAUCCAAGAGGAAAUAACUGGUAACACAGAGGCUCUUUCCGGGAGGCAUGAACGCGAUGCCUUCGACACGUUGUUCGACCAUGCACCAGACAAACUCAAUGUGGUGAAAAAGACACUCAUCACAUUUGUGAACAAGCACCUGAAUAAACUGAACCUGGAAGUCACAGAACUGGAAACCCAGUUUGCAGAUGGUGUGUACCUGGUGCUGCUCAUGGGGCUCCUGGAGGGCUACUUUGUGCCCCUGCACAGCUUCUUCCUGACCCCAGACAGCUUUGAACAGAAGCGCUGGCCAUACGCUCCUGCCAAGCACCACAGCCCAGCCUCUUCUCUGCCCUGA
Trichechus manatus latirostris (Florida manatee) is the source of this 1023-nucleotide messenger RNA. RefSeq names its product parvin alpha (gene PARVA). Gene Ontology annotation, cellular component: actin cytoskeleton; cytoplasm; focal adhesion. NCBI's taxonomy places the organism in Eukaryota, Metazoa, Chordata, Mammalia, Sirenia, Trichechidae. The coding region runs from base 1 to 1023 and encodes 340 amino acids. The record is from RefSeq and is a predicted model, not a curated record. Gene Ontology annotation, molecular function: actin binding. The transcript has 14 exons. Gene Ontology annotation, biological process: substrate adhesion-dependent cell spreading; cilium assembly; actin cytoskeleton organization.